This is a messenger RNA of Penicillium diatomitis, 1731 nucleotides long. RefSeq names its product putative xylosidase/glycosyl hydrolase. Lineage: Eukaryota; Fungi; Ascomycota; Eurotiomycetes; Eurotiales; Aspergillaceae. The transcript has a single exon. Bases 1 to 1731 code for a protein of 576 amino acids. Gene Ontology annotation, biological process: carbohydrate metabolic process. The record is from RefSeq and is a predicted model, not a curated record. Gene Ontology annotation, molecular function: cellulose binding; hydrolase activity, hydrolyzing O-glycosyl compounds. Gene Ontology annotation, cellular component: extracellular region.
AUGAAAGUGUUGACAGCUCUCGGCCUGUUGGCCACAGCCGUGAGUGGUGCGAACUUCAAUCAACCGGUCCUCUGGGAGGAUCUGGCUGAUCUGGACGUCUUUCGCGUGGGAAGCAAAUUCUACUAUUCGGCCUCGACCAUGCAUUAUUCUCCAGGUGCUCCGAUUCUGGAGUCCUCGGAUUUGGUGAAUUGGGACUACAUCGGCCAUUCCGUCCCCUCCUUGAACUGGGGCUCCAAAUAUGACUUGCAGGGCGGUCAAGCCUAUGUCAAGGGCAUCUGGGCCUCCACUCUCAGAUAUCGCAAAAGCAACAACACAUGGUACUGGAUCGGGUGUAUCGAGUUCAGCACGACGUACAUCUACACUGCUCCAUCGCCUACCGGGCCCUGGAAGCAGAGUGGUACCAUCAACCAGUGCUACUAUGAUUGUGGCCUUCUGAUCGACGACAACGAUGUCAUGUAUGUGGCUUACGGCGGCACUGACAUCAGCGUCGCCCAGCUGACCUCAGAUGGUCUGGGUCAAGUGAAGACGCAAAAGGUGUUUUCAUCGACUAUCGGUGCCAUUGAAGGAUCGCGCUUCUACAAGAUCAAUGGCGAAUACUACAUCUUCAAUACCUUGCCCGCCAAUGCGGAGUACGUCCUCAAGUCCUCAAGUCCAUGGGGUCCUUACACUCAAAAGCUGCUGGAGAAGAACAUUGCGACCCCGAUCCAGGGAGGUGGCAUCCCUCAUCAAGGAGGUAUCGUCGAUACUCCAGAUGGAAAAUGGUAUUACAUGGCAUUCGUGGACAGUUACCCUGGCGGUCGUGUGCCAGUACUGGCUCCCAUCACUUGGGGCUCGGAUGGUUUCCCCCAAGUCACUACUGUGAACGGAGGCUGGGGCCAGUCCUACCCAUAUCCGAUGACUCCCUCAAUCUCGUCCAGUCCAACUGGCACGGAUCGAUUCCAGGGAACCUCACUGGGACCCCAGUGGGAAUGGAACCACAACCCGGACACCAAUUCCUUCACCGUCAACAAUGGCCUGACCUUGCGCACCGCCACCCAAACCAACGAUCUUUACUCGGCGCGAAACACUCUGACGCACCGUAUCUUGGGACCUCAAUCCUACGCAACCAUCGAACUGAGCAUCGGCAGCAUGCAUUCAGGAGAUCGCAGUGGCCUGGCGAUGCUUCGAGAUUCAUCGGCAUACGUGGCAGUAGUGAACAAUGGAGGCACCCUGCGCGUGAGCAUGGUCGACGGUCUCACCAUGGACUCCAAAUGGAAUACUCAAUCUACUGGUUCAGAAGUCUCUGGCGUCAAUCUACCCGGGGGAACUUCUAAGAUCUGGUUGCGAGCCGCGGCCGACAUCCGUCCCGGCAGCGGUCGCACUGCGACCUUCUCCUACAGCACUGACGGUUCCUCCUUCGUCAGUAUCGGCCACCCAUUCGUCCUCAACAAUGCCUGGCAAUUCUUUAUGGGAUAUCGAUAUGGUAUCUUCAAUUACGCCACAACAGCGCUCGGCGGCAGCGUUGUAGUCAACUCUUUCGAUAUGCAGAGUGGCGUCCCCACCGCAAACACCGGUACAGGCCCAAGCAAGACCACCGCAAACCCAACCACCACCACUGCCGCCGCAGGAGGAGGUGGAGGAGCCCAAAGCAAAUACGGCCAAUGUGGCGGUAGCGGGUGGGCUGGUCCCACCGCAUGCGCUGCAGGAGCGACUUGCUCAUUUGUCAACGCCUGGUAUUCGCAGUGUGUCUAA